AUGGAGGUCCUUCCCGCGGGCGGGACGCGGGACCCGCUGCGAGCCGAGGAGGAGGAGGAGGAGGCGGCGGCGGCGGCGGCGGCGGGGCACCCGGAGGGCGAGGGCGACGAGGAGCCGCAGCCCCCCGGCCGCACGAGCCGCACGGCGUCCCUAGUGAGCGGGCUGCUCACCGAGCUCUACAGCUGCACCGAGGAGGAGGAGGUGGCGGCAGCCAGCGGGGACCGUGCGUCCCGGGGCCGCCCCCCGCGCCGCGACAGCCUGGAUAGCUCCACCGAGACCUCGGGUUCCGACGUCUUCCUGGGCGGCCGCGGCGUGGGCGACUCCCGGGUGCUGCAGGAGCUGCGGGAGCGGCCGAGCCUGCGGCUGCAGAUGCAGUACCUGCGGCGGAAAGACUCCAGUGAGCUGAAGACCAUCCUUCGAGAGCUGAAGUACAGGAUUGGCAUCCAGUCGGCGAAGUUACUCCGGCAGCUGAAGCAGAAAGACCGGCUUCUGCAUAAGGUUCAGAAGAACUGUGACAUUGUGACGGCCUGCCUGCAGGCUGUGUCGCAGAAGAGAAGUGCUGAGAUUACAGGCCUGUACCACCAUGCCGGGUUUAUAUGGUGCCGAGGACUGACCCUGGCGCUCUGUGAUUUCUCGGAGGCUAAGGCACUACACCGGAUGUGGGGUGAUUUGCUCCCAUGGGCUCGGUUCCGCUCCGCUGACCCUGUGUUCCUUCCCCUCGGUGCAGAAGUGAGUGAGGAACAGAGCCUGAGGUCCAACAACAUUGCGGAGCUGAGCCCGGGAGCCAUCAACUCCUGCCGGAGCGAAUACCACGCGGCGUUCAACAGUAUGAUGAUGGAACGGAUGACCACGGACAUCAACGCCCUGAAGCGGCAGUACUCGCGAAUUAAGAAGAAGCAGCAGCAGCAGGUCCAUCAGGUGUACAUACGGGCAGACAAAGGACCAGUCACCAGCAUCCUUCCGUCUCAGGUAAACAAUUCUCCAGUGAUAAAUCACCUCCUUCUAGGGAAAAAGAUGAAGGCGGCAAACAGAGCGACCAAGAAUGCGGUCAUCCACCUCCCCGGCCAUGCAGGAGGCAAAAUGUCGCCUGUCCCCUACGAAGACCUCAAGACAAAACUCAACUCUCCGUGGCGGACGCACAUCAGAGUCCACAAAAAGAACAUGCCGCGGACCAAGAGUCAUCCGGGCUGUGGGGACACCGUAGGGCUGAUAGAAGAGCAGGGUGAAGGCUGCAGGGCGGGCAGCCUGGGGGCGGCUGAGGAAUUCCCUUCCCCUUGUGCAGGGGCGGCGGCGGUGGGGGCUGCAGCUCAUGGUGAGGGCAGCGGCUGUGACGGCGGCACCCCGAGGACAAUCGAAGGGCAGUCUCCAGAGCCGGUGUUUGGGGACGCUGACGUUGUUGAUGUGGCCGCGGUUCAGGUGAAACUGGAAGCCUUGGAACUGACCCAGAGGGAUGCCCCUGCAGACCCUGAGCCCAAGGCUCACCUCCCCUGCCAGCGGCACGCCCCGGAGGCCGCCUGUGCCGCUGGAGAAAACCAGGCGACCAGCAAACCUCCCCCCGGGAGCAGCUCCAAACCCACCAUCUUCAGCCCCUUCCCUAGCGUGAAGCCGCUUCGAAAGUCAGCCACGGCCAGGAAUUUGGGGCUGUAUGGCCCUACGGAAAGAACCCCAACCAUGCACUUCCCCCAGAUAAGCCGGAGCUUCAGCAAGUCGGGCAUUGGGAGCAGCAGCAGCACGAAGAAGCGAUGA
Peromyscus eremicus (cactus mouse) is the source of this 1746-nucleotide messenger RNA. RefSeq names its product TBC1 domain family member 30 (gene Tbc1d30). The transcript is spliced from 5 exons. The record is from RefSeq and is a predicted model, not a curated record. The coding region runs from base 1 to 1746 and encodes 581 amino acids. Lineage: Eukaryota; Metazoa; Chordata; Mammalia; Rodentia; Cricetidae.